AUGAGACGCCAGUUUUUCUUGUUCUUUACUACUUUCUUUCUCUUUCUGGCGUUUUCCUCUGCGAGAACGCUGGAAAAGGAUGUUAACCAGCGAGUCACCGCCGGUUCACUCCAGCAAGUGACCAGCUUUGGAAGCAAUCCUUCUGGGACUCUUAUGUACAUCUAUGUCCCUAAGAAACUGUCUGCUAAGCCCGGCAUUGUCGUCGCGAUCCACUAUUGCACUGGCACAGCCCAGGCAUACUACACCGGAUCACCCUAUGCCCAGCUAGCUGAGCAGUAUGGCUUCAUUGUCAUAUAUCCUCAGAGCCCCUAUAGCGGGACCUGUUGGGACGUCAGCUCACAAGCCAGUUUGACCCACAAUGGCGGUGGAGACAGCAACUCAAUCGCCAAUAUGGUGACUUGGACCAUCAGUCAAUACGACGCAGAUACCAGCAAAGUAUUUGUGACGGGAUCCAGCUCUGGGGCCAUGAUGACAAAUGUCAUGGCAGCCACGUACCCAGAACUCUUCAAGGCAGCGACAGUCUACUCCGGCGUUGGUGCCGGCUGCUUCUACUCCGCCAGCAACCAAGUCGAUGCGUGGAACAGUAGCUGUGCCGAAGGCCAUGUCAUCAGCAACCCUAGCGUCUGGGCCGGAAUAGCGGAGUCCAUGUAUUCUGGAUACUCUGGGCCGCGGCCCCGGAUGCAGAUCUAUCACGGCAGUGCCGAUACGACUCUCUACCCACAAAAUUACCAUGAGACCUGUAAGCAGUGGGCAGGUGUCUUCGGUUACAACUAUGAUGCUCCCCAGUCAACGUUCGCAAACACCCCACAGGCUAAUUACCAGACCACCAAUUGGGGCCCUAAUCUCCAGGGAAUCUUCGCGACGGGCGUCGGCCAUACAGUCCCCAUCCACGGAGCGCAGGAUAUGGAAUGGUUUGGCUUCUAG
Penicillium chermesinum is the source of this 924-nucleotide messenger RNA. RefSeq names its product putative acetyl xylan esterase (gene axeA). Gene Ontology annotation, cellular component: extracellular region. Bases 1 to 924 code for a protein of 307 amino acids. The record is from RefSeq and is a predicted model, not a curated record. The transcript has 3 exons. Lineage: Eukaryota; Fungi; Ascomycota; Eurotiomycetes; Eurotiales; Aspergillaceae. Gene Ontology annotation, molecular function: hydrolase activity.